AUGGUUUUAGGUUUGGUCAAUGUGGGUGCAACCUUUCAAAUAGCUAUGGACAUUGAUUUUCGAGGUAUCAUUGGGACAUAUCUCAUUGUUUAUCUUGAUGAUCUAACAGUUUUUUCAAAAGAUCGCAACAAUUAUCUCUUCCUUUUGGAAGAUGUUUUAAGAAGAUGUCAUGAACAUGGGAUAUCUUUGAACCCCAAGAAGUCAAUUUUUGGUGUUAUUGAAGAUUCAUCAUUCAAAAUGUCAGGUGGAGGAAGACAAGGGUUGUACCCACUAUGGAAGUAUGUUGAUCGUGUUCCGGGGCCGAAAGGUUUAGGUGGAACAGCCACUAUCAAAUGCAAACUUUGUAAUUUGGGAUGGAAAGGGGCAAUUACUACAACUUACAGUCAUGAUAUAGAGUCAGAGGUGGAUGUGACUUCUAGAGGUUUAGCAACUGGACCGGCUCCCAAAAGACCACACAUUGACAGCGCAAACCCCAUUGGAAGAUUGUUUGAUGUGCAAGGACGACAAGCAGUUGGUGCAGCCAUUGGACGAUUCUUUUAUGCAAAUGGAAUAUCAUUCAAUAUGGCUCGCUCUCCAUUCUAUGAAGAGAUGGUUCGUGCUAUCAAUAAUGCACCAGCAAGCUAUAAACCACCUGGGUAUGAGAAGCUUCGCACUACUCUUGUUGAUAAAGAAAAAAGUCUAUUAGAGGAACAAACUGCACCAUUGAAAAGAGUGUGGGCUCAAGAAGGAUGUAGUAUUGUGAUGGAUGGGUGGACAAAUGCUAGGAAUCGUCCACUACUUAAUAUCAUGGUAACAUGUAGCAAAGGGCCUUAUUUUUUGAAGGCAAUAGAUUGUUCAGGGCAAAAAAAAAAUGCAAGAUUUCUUCAUAGCCAACUAUGUGACAGCAUUGAGGAGGUGGGGGCAUCACAUGUAGUCCAAGUUGUUACUGAUGCUGCCCCUGUUUGUAAAGCAGCGGGCAUGUUCAUAUGUAACCAUCACCACACACAAGCCAUUUAUCGUAAAUAUGCCAAGGUGGAACUUCUCAAACCUGCUGACACACGUUUUGCUUCUUACUUCAUUCUUCUUGACCGCCUUUGUGAAGUCAAAGGAGCUUUGUGUUCCACGUUUGUUAGUGAUGCAUGGGCAGCUUGGAAACAAUCUACAUCAGAUAUUGCAGUUGAUGUGAGAGCUAUGGUCCUUGAUGAGCAUUUUCGGGCUGAUGUUAAGUUUGUUGUGGACUUUAUUAAGCCCAUAUGUGAGGUGAUCAAAUUUGCAGAUUCAGAUAAGGUAUGUUUGGGAGAGGUUUAUGAAGCAAUAGAUUCCAUGUGUGAAAGAGUAAAGAAGAUAAUUGAUGCCAAAGAUAUUUCUCUAUAUCCUUUGAUAGAAGAAAAGUUACAUGGAAGGUGGAACAAACUUAACACACCUCUUCAUUGUGCUGCCUAUGCCCUUAAUCCUAAAUGGUAUGAUAUAGAAGUGACCAAAAAGAGAGCUCCACAUUAG
This is a messenger RNA of Cryptomeria japonica (Japanese cedar), 1479 nucleotides long. RefSeq lists its product as uncharacterized. The transcript has 3 exons. The record is from RefSeq and is a predicted model, not a curated record. NCBI's taxonomy places the organism in Eukaryota, Viridiplantae, Streptophyta, Pinopsida, Cupressales, Cupressaceae. The coding region runs from base 1 to 1479 and encodes 492 amino acids.